CCUGGUGUCACUCAUCUACUACCCAGCGUUCAGUAUCGGUAGCGCCACUUUCGGUAGCGCACACAGGACGAUUGAACGCCGGUCGGUGGCACCGUUUUUUUUUUUUGUUGAAAAUGGAACGAAAAGUAGCUCGAGAAUUUAGGCACAAGGUGGAGCUACUCAUUGACAAUGAGGCAGAAAAGGACUACCUGUAUGAUGUCCUGCGGAUAUACCACCAGUCCAUGGAGUUGUCAGUGCUGGUGGGGGACCUGAAGCUGGUCAUCAACGAGCCCAGCCGCCUGCCACUGUUUGAUACCAUCCGGCCCCUCAUUCCCCUCAAACACCAGGUGGAGUACGACCUGCACACCCCCAAGAGGUCACGUAAGCUAAGGGAGGUGCGUCUGGAUCGUACUCAUCCUGAGGGCCUGGGGCUGAGCGUAAGAGGGGGCCUGGAGUUCGGCUGUGGACUCUUCAUCUCACAGAUCGUCAAGGAUGGACAGGCUGGAAACAGUGGCCUGCAGAUGGGAGAUGAGAUUGUACGCAUCAAUGGAUACUCCAUUUCUUCCUGUAUCCACGAGGAAGUCAUCAACCUCAUCAAGACCAAGAAGACCGUGUCGCUCAAAGUCAGGCAGGUUGGAAUGAUACCAGUGAAGAGUUCCACAGAGGAGGCUUUGAAGUGGCAGUUUGUGGACCAGUUUGUGUCUGAUUCUGGGACGAAAAACAGUGUGGCAGGCCUGGCGUCCAUGGGAGGCAAGGAGAUCAAGGAGAAGAAGGUGUUCCUGAGCUUGGUGGGCACCAAGGGCAUGGGCAUCAGCAUCUCCAGUGGCCCCACACAGCAGCCUGGUAUCUAUGUCAGUAACGUUAAACCUGGCUCCCUCGCUGCUGAAGUAGGACUACAGACUGGUGACCAGAUCGUCGAGGUGAACAGGGUGGAAUUCACUAAUCUGGACCACAAAGAGGCUGUCAGAGUUCUGAAGAGCAGCAGGAGUCUAACCAUCACAGUUCUUUCUGGUGCUGGCAGUGAGUUGUUUAUGACAGGCGAGGAGCGUCUGGCGGUGGAGGCUCGCAGGGAGGUGGACAGACAAGAGCUGAUGCAACAGAAGAGGGUUGCCCUACAGACCAACAAGAUCAUUAAGGAGCAGCAGGAGAAGGAGAGGCAGAGAAAGAUUGAGAUUUCUCAGAAGAAUGCUGAGGAAGAGGAACGCUACCAGAAGGAAAUGGAGAAGAUCGAGGCUACGGAGAGGAAGCACAACGGGGAGUGGGAGGAGGACUGGGCCCCUGGAGAACAAACCAAAACCAAGAGUCCCUCCCCUGCCCGGCACAAAAUCAACACCCCACCCCCCGAGUCCAAGAGCUCUGACUAUGGAGCCAGCUCUUUUCAGGCUGACGACAAUGAUGAGGAGGAGGAAGAGGAGGAGGAGGAGGAGGAAGAAGAAGGGAGAGAAAAAUAUGUGGAAGACUUUGAUCCCCUCUCCAUGUUCUCCUCAGAGCAGAUAGCUGGACGAGACGUGAGACAGCUGAGAAUCAAAAAGGUUGGACCACUUGAUCUGGCUGUGGAGGGGGGUGUAGACUCCCCUCUGGGAAAGCUAGUGGUAUCUGCCAUUUAUGAUGGAUGCUCAGUAGACAAACAUGGUGGGAUAGUACCAGGAGAUGAGGUGAUGGCUGUGAAUGGGAAGGUCCUGACUGACUCCUCACUGACAGAAGGAGAGAACUCUCUAAACUUGGCCUGGAACAGUGGAGGGGAUUGGUUUGAGCUGGUGAUAGCAGUGUCACCUCCAAAAGAAUACGAAGAUGAGGUGACGUUCUUCUGAGUCACUUCAUCACCCAGCCUGCCAAACAAGCCAUAUCCACCAACCACCCGUCUCAUUAUCUCUGACAUUCUUCUAUCGUCACAAUCAAAUCCCUGCAUCAAACUGUUUCAAAUGCAAUGCUGAUCAUUACGGAAAACAAGUCUGUUCAACCAGAACCACACUGUGAUGUGCUACCUGUAAACUGUCUAUGAACUUCAUCCUCUGUUGAGUUUCAUUUAGAUCCCAGUACAGAUACUUCUGAUACUUCUGAUGUAUAUAAUAAUAUGAAUCUGGGGUACAUAAUCCCCAGAGCCAUAUAUGUAGAGAGUUGAGACAUUGAGGUUACUGCAUUAUUAUGCAUUUACAUGGCACUACAAAAUUCUAUGGCAGCCAUGUUAAAUAUGGGCAAUAUUUAAACGAUGCUGUGUAACUGAAUGUCUACAAUUAGAACAUUAUUUCAACAUUAUAAAAUGUGGCCCAACUCUGUAAAUACAUGUCUCUGGUAACCCCCCUUCUUCUCAUAUUAGUACACCACAGCAAAGGAAGUGUAUCUUAUUGAGUUUUGAGUCAAUCCAGUGGUGAAAACCUCCGAAGAGCCCGAGUGUCAACAGGCCUGUAUUGUUCUUUCCCAAGUGGAGCUGGCAAUGCUGAAAGUCUAAUUAAAUGCUUAGUGCAUCUCAAUGAGCUUCUAGUAUGCCAUAGAUCAAAGCAUGAGCUGCCAAACACCCAAACAUGUUCGUAGAGACUAAUGGCGAGUAAACUGUAGGCUUAUAGAAAAUAAAUACAGAGGCACACACUACAUAUAUACGCACCCAGUCAUUUAUUGUGUUAACCACCAACGUUUCGGCAUCACAAUGCCCGUGGUUUACCCAGUCAAUGACUUCAAGCUUAUACUGUGUAUAUAUGCAGUUAUUUUAUUUUUAUAGCCUUCUAGUAUGCCAAAACAAGCCCUUGGCUCUCGUUGAAAUAACACCCCUAAGUCCCCAAUUAAAGGUGUUUGAUAUUAUCAUUCCGUUACAAUGGGUAAUCAGAAGUAGACCCCGAGACCCAGCAGGUAGGCAGGCACACUGUGAUGUAAUCAAUGUCCUUCCUCUGAAAUCAACGCUCAGAAUCAAUAAAGGAAUUUGUUGACUUUGA
Messenger RNA from Oncorhynchus kisutch (coho salmon), 2906 nucleotides. RefSeq names its product harmonin. The coding region runs from base 114 to 1790 and encodes 558 amino acids. The transcript has 20 exons. Gene Ontology annotation, cellular component: stereocilium tip; plasma membrane; cilium. NCBI's taxonomy places the organism in Eukaryota, Metazoa, Chordata, Actinopteri, Salmoniformes, Salmonidae. Gene Ontology annotation, biological process: retinal cone cell development; inner ear receptor cell stereocilium organization; sensory perception of sound. The record is from RefSeq and is a predicted model, not a curated record. Gene Ontology annotation, molecular function: protein binding.